UGUUCGAACGCGUUUAUUAAACGUGAACUGUCAACGGACAAAAUCCAUUGUGUGUUUGAAAUUCAAAACUGUCACUUAUAAUCUGAAACAUUGUAAAAAACGAAACAUGUCGAGAAUAAUUGCCGAUGAAGAAUUGAUCAUAUUAGAUGAUUCAUCCGAUGAUGAUGAAAUCAUUCAUAAUUACAAAUCUAUCGAAUCAUUAUCAUUAAGUUCAGGUGAUUAUGAUGAUAAUAAUACUAGUAAUGAAGAAAUGAUAUUGGAAAAAGAUGAAAAAUUUUCCAUUGAAAUUGAUAAUGGACUUGCAGCCAUUUUAAAACCACAUCAAAUUGAUGGUAUUAAAUUCAUGUAUAAUUGUACAAUUGGUUCAAUGGAACAGCUCAAACAAAGUGCUGUAAAUGACAAACAGUCCGGUGAUGGAUGUAUUCUGGCACAUUCGAUGGGCCUUGGAAAAACUCUUCAAAUUGUUGCUUUCAUACAUUCCAUUUCGACCAAUGUAAUAAUCAAAAAAUACAUUCGAAAAAUAUUGAUUAUUGUUCCAUAUAAUGUUGCGCAAAAUUGGCAUGAUGAAUUUGAAAAAUGGUUCGGUAAAUGUAAUCGUAAGGAAAAAAUUCGUUUAUGGAAAAUGUAUGAAACAAAAACAUCGAUUGCUAAACGUCGUCAAUUGCUGUUGAAUUGGGAUUUUUAUGGUGGUGUAAUGAUUAUAACAAGUCGUAUGGCAACAAAUAUGAUUGAUAAUUUGGAUGAAAAAUCAUUUCGUCGAUCAUUAACAAAUCCCGAUUUAGUUAUUGUUGAUGAAGGACAUUUAUUGAAAAACAAUAAAACAGCUUUCUAUAAAGCAUUGACACGAAUCAGAACCGAACGUCGAAUUAUUCUUACUGGUACACCAUUACAAAAUAAUCUUACUGAAUAUUUUUUUAUGGUUGAUUUUAUCAAACCAAAACUUUUGGGUAAACAUGAACGUUUCAAAACACGAUUUGAAAAACCAAUCAAUAAUGGUCAAUUAAUCGAUUCAACUGAUUAUGAAGUAAAGCUGAUGAAAAAACGUAUACAUGUUUUAACAAAAAUGUUAAAAAAUUAUGUACAUCGUUGUGAUUAUGAAAUAUUGGUACCAUAUCUUCCACCAAAACAAGAAUAUGUUAUCGGUGUUCGUAUGACACCAAUUCAAUCACGUUUAUAUCAAUAUUAUAUUACAAAUGUUACAACUAUAACUAGAAAAAAUCUUUUAAAUGAUUCACGUAUUUUAAUGUUAAUUAGUAAUCAUCCUUCAUUGUUAUUAAAAUAUCAUCAAGAACGAUAUGGUAAAGAAAAUUUUGAUAAUCAUCAUGAAUUUUGGUGGCGCCAAGUUAUCGAUUCAUUAGAAGAAAAACAAAUGUUUGAUAUGAAAUUCGGUUCCAAAUUUACAUUGAUAUUUUCGAUACUUGCACAAUGUGAACGGAUUGGUGAUAAAAUUCUUAUAUUCUCACAAAGUAUUCUAACAUUGAAUUAUCUGGAAAAAUUGUUGAAUGAACAAAAUUGGAUGAAAAAUUUGGAUUAUUUUCGAAUCGAUGGUCAUGUAGAAAUUAGUGAACGUCAUGAUGUAAUCGCUAAAUUCAACAAUCCAAAAGAUCAUCGUGCACGUUUAAUGUUAAUAUCGAUUCGUGCUGGUGGUAUUGGCAUUAAUUUAGUCGGUGCAAAUCGUGCAAUAUUGAUUGAUUGUAGUUGGAAUCCGGCUAUCGAUUUACAGGCAAUUUUUCGUGUAUUUCGUUUAGGUCAAACAAAACCAGUGUAUAUUUAUCGGCUAGUUUCUUAUGGUACAAUGGAAUGGAAAAUCUAUGAACGUCAAGUACAAAAACAAUCAUUAUCAAAACGUGUAAUCGAUGAACAACAUGUUGUUCGUAAUUAUACUCGUGCUCAACUUGAAGAAAUGUAUCGUUUUGAAGAAUCACCCGAUUGUAUAGCCAUACCUGAAUUACCAAACGAUAAUGUUUUGGCUGAUCUAUUAUUGAUGCAUGAUUAUGAACGUUCAAUAAUAUCAUAUCAUGAACAUGAUUCAUUAUUAGCACAACAUCCUGAAGAAGAAUUGGAUGAUGAUGAAAAACUUGAAGCUUGGGCUGAAUAUACUCGAGAAAAAAUCAUCAAACCAGAAUCAAAAUCAAUUUCAAAUCAAUUAAUGAUCGAUGAACAAAAAUUUCCAUUGAAUGAACCAAAAAUUAUCGAUUUAGAUAUUGAAGAAUUUUAAUUAUUU
Molecule: messenger RNA, 2224 nt
Organism: Dermatophagoides pteronyssinus (European house dust mite)
Lineage: Eukaryota; Metazoa; Arthropoda; Arachnida; Sarcoptiformes; Pyroglyphidae
Product: transcriptional regulator ATRX homolog
Cellular component (GO): nucleus
Molecular function (GO): ATP hydrolysis activity; ATP binding
Source: RefSeq, a predicted model, not a curated record